Molecule: messenger RNA, 6454 nt
Organism: Dermacentor andersoni
Lineage: Eukaryota; Metazoa; Arthropoda; Arachnida; Ixodida; Ixodidae
Biological process (GO): termination of RNA polymerase II transcription
Cellular component (GO): nuclear body
Molecular function (GO): helicase activity; protein binding; transcription termination site sequence-specific DNA binding
Source: RefSeq, a predicted model, not a curated record
GUACGCGUGAAACUUUAAAAAAUUAUUUUUGGACAAAGACAUGGGAUUACUGUACUGUAGCGCUACCUACAAAUAUACUACACGUGCCGGCCUGUUAUUCCCGCGUCAAACAGUCAAACCGUUAAGCCGGUGCUGUCGCUACUAUACCGACCGUAACUAAACCUUAAUGCUCAGUGCUGUGAUUCGGAAACUAUGCCGUUCGAGAUGACUUCUUGCUACGCACCUUGGUUCAACUUAACUCAGUCCGCGACAUCCUCACCAGCCAUACGAUAAUGCAGGAGGUAGUUCGAACGAUUCCGCAAUGGUUGACGCUUGGCACCUCGUUCGGUGUGGUAAAUACACUCACGCUAAAAGCGAGAUUGUUUUAGACUGCGAGAACGUCGUGAUUGGUCGCAAUGUUGAGCCAAAGUAUCGUCUAGACAGCGUGAACAUCAGUCGUCAGCAUGCUUGCUUGAGAUACAGCAGUCACGGACAAUGGGAAAUAACUGAUCUUCGCAGCCACAACGGCGUGUUUGUCAACGGUGCAAGAAUACAGGCAUCACACCGCGUUGCUCUUUCCGAAGGCGAUGUCAUCGGUUUCGGAAAGGCUGUGCCGAGCGGUGAUGAUGUGUUCGUGUUUGCAUUGGAGAAGAAAUGUGUGGGUGUCGCCGUCAAGAACGAAUUGCCUGAUUCACCAACGAGUGCGUCGCCUGCAUCCGACGUCGUGUUGUUGAGCGAUGAUGACGAUAUCGUCGUCACGAAAGUACACUGUGCGAAGAGACGACUUACUGUUUCAACAAGUUCGAACAGUGCAGCUGCUACGCACUGUUCGUCGCCCUCAGCCCUUGAUGCCGCUCCGCAUCAUGUCGCACCCGAAAAGAAACCCCUUGAUGGGCGCGACAGACUUUGUUAUGGUGGUUCAGCAGUCUCCACCAGUCCGGCUAUUGGUACCGCUCACACCGAUGUUCCGCUUACGGCUGACACGACGCGCUUCAGCAUCAGUCCUCAUCAGCAAGUGUUAAGUACCACAGUCGCGAUUGUUCCCAAGGCAGAGCCGUCUGACGCUGUGGGGAGAGUGAAAAUUGAACGGGACUGUGAAUCCACUGAUUCUCGAUCGACGUCUAGCCGCGACACAUCCAAUAGCAGGUCAUCACUGCCAGUGGGCUUGACCUUCACACCUGCUGCUAGCAACAGAAGCUCAGUUAAAGUGUCCUCUCCAGCACUUCCUCCUCAUACACCUGGCACUUACAUUAAACAAGAGGUACCAGGACACAUUGCUGACAUUGGAGUUGUUCCCAUACGUGAACCGUCAGAUGUGCCAAGUUAUAUCAAGCAAGAACCAGAUUGCUUGACUGGAGAGCAGGCAUGGAAUGUAGAGAAAGCAGUGGUGACACCUGCUCACCAAAGUGAGUGCCUCGGUGAUUUACCCUUGCACAGCAUCGUUGGGAGUAGCUCCAGGACAGAUCGUUCAAGUACUGUGUCAAGAAAAGUCAAAGUAAACUCAUGCAACAGCACAUCUUUAUCUUGUCCCUCUGAGCAAAAAGCAGGAUGUGAUAUUUUAUACCUAAGUGAUCUUGAUGUGUGUGCUACUGCAAAGAAAAAUGUAGCUGCUCCUGUUCAUUCGUUAGGAGCACCAAAAACAGAUGUCAAUAGCACUACUGUGAAAGAGGAACCUGUUUUAUCUGACUGCAGUAGCAACAACAUGGUGCAAAGCAUAGUUAAAAGCAAUGUCCCAGCAGAUCUGUCUGGCUCUUCUAUAAGUUUUGGAAAAACUGUGCGCAGUGGUCUUACACCGAGUGGCCUAAAAGCAACUGAUGCUGAGCAGUGCAGUACAUUUUCUUUACAUGAAAACAAGAAUGGUGAGAAGUGUGCAGGCUCGAAGUAUGUUCCAUGUCAGGAAAGAUCAUAUUCACCGACAGCUUACAGCAAGAAUGUCAGCAAUUUGCCUAACCCACCACGCUGUUUCAAUUUGUUGGUUAAGCCAUGCUCUGUUGUUCUUCAGAGAUUCGAAUCCAGCACUCUUGCUCAAGAACAACCAACUGCUUCCUUAAGUGGACAGCAGCUCACUGAAGGUGGUUUGGUCACACAAGGUGAUCACAGUCAUGUUGAAGCAGGACUUGGUGAAAACACUCGGAACACAACUAAUGAAGACAGUUGUCAUGAUAUAUCGUUUUCUCAGGAUGAUGUAAUAAUAAUUCUUUCCGAUUCAGAUGAUGAUUGUAAUGGGGGAAUCGAUUUUGAGAUCAAGAAAGAACCUGAAGAAGCAGAAGAUAUCAUUAGCAAUGAUGCUGAUGUUGAGGCUGGCAUUCCGUGGAUAAAUAGUUGCUUGAAUGAUGGUACUGAAGAGAGGAAAACUGUGCCAGUGUGUUCAGUAACUCAAGACAAGGAGCUUGAAAAAAGACUUGUUUGGAAUGAGUCAGAGCCAGAGCAGACUACCUCAACUGAUCAGGAGCAACCAGAAAAUGAUUUCUUCCCAGCAUUGUCACAAGACUUCUCUGAUGAUGAGGCUCUUCCAGCAAAAAUAAAGAGAACAAGCACUCCUGCACGUGCAAUUUUCUUGUCAUCCGCCCACCAUCUUGCUUGUUUGAAAGGCAAAGUGAACAGAAGCCCCAAGAAAAAGUCAUGCCUGAAAGAGAAGCUGAUGAAAUCUAUGAGACACAGGAUACCAAUGGCUGGAGGUGGAUCAGCAGUCCAAAAGAAAGAUGGUGAAGGGUUGCUUAAAUCCAGCUCUGCUGCUGAAUGUGAAGGUGGUUUAAAGAAGUCCCAUUACAAGGUUAGGUUCCAGUCCCGUUCAGCUUGUCUACUAAGUACAGAAGAGCCAUCUAAGGCUUCUGCAAGCACAUCAAAAAGAAAACCAGGCAAAAUGGUUAAACCUUUUAAUGACAUGCAAACGGUGCAGAACAGAGUUGAAGCUGCCAAGCCACUCGAUGUUUCUGCUGAAAGAACAAAGCAAUUGAGUCCAUCUCUAUAUAGUGCGCAGCUGUUUCCGGAGAAGGGAAAAGCUCCCAGGGUGAGUGAUGUUUCUGUUGAAACAACGAGCCAGUUGUGUCCAUCUUGGAAUGCUAUGGAAAUACGUCCGCAGCUGGAAGAUGUUCCACUGUCAAAUUCUGUUUCUACUGAAAUUACAAAUCGAUUGAGUUCUUCCCUGAAAAAAUGUGCCCUCGUUCCCCAGGUCAACAACUUUACAAGAGCUGACUCAUCAGUACAGGGAAAACCAUGCUUUUCUGUUCCAAGGUUCAAAAAAGCUGUCCGAAUUUCUAGAUUGGCAACGGGCUCACCAGUGCCCGCUGUUACUUCAGGUGACCCCGCUGUAGUUGAACAAAGGCCUGCAGCUCUGCCACUUAUUCCGUUGCCUGAACCUAUGGACAUCGAUGUAUCUGAAAGGAGGUCACGUGUACAUUUUCACAUAGAAGAACCAAGUAGCAAAACUGAUGAGCAGAGGGCUGAAUUUGCACAACGUGUUAGGGCAUCAUUGAAGAAGAAAAAGUUUGAACAUAGUCAGAAGAGUAAGAUAAACUUGGGAGUCUUCAUCUCUUACAUUCUCAACUGGAAAGUUCAUUGGCUAAAAGAGCAGCUGCAGUCGGCAAUGCUUCCUCCUCUACUGGACAUGGACAAGUUUCGAAGUAAACGCUUCAUGUACAGUAGUCUGGAAGAAUACAAGUUCGUGAACUACCACUUCUUGUGCCUCGAAGUGUGGCAGACUGUCUUCCGCAGCUGGCGAGAACAUUUCGCACGCACCACACGCAUGACAUUCAGUUCUGCUGUUGUACGCCACACAUGCCCUCCUGGUGACACCAUGAUCUUAACUUGUGUUGUUUUAGUGACAUCAGAGCAAAUGCACAAAUCGUUAUAUCCAUUUGAAGGUCACCUUGUCCGCCUGGAUCUGCGCAUUCGAGAUCAGGCAAAAGCUGCACUGCCAGCAUUUGGAUUUGUAACUCAACACAAGUUUCUGAGGGACCCUCGUGUGCGUAAUAGCGCCAUCCCAGACUUGUUGCAAAGUGUGUACACUGAUGGAUGUAUUCCUGUUACGUUGCAGAUUCAAGUGAAAACAAGACCUGUGACUCUAGACUUUGGUAAAGUUCAGCGCUUGUCUGUAGUGGCCAAGAUCACUCCGGCUUUGCGGCAAAUGGAAGCUGUGUUAGAGCUUGAAAAAUCUGCAUUUGCCGAAUGUAUUGUCAGGCCUAAUGUUAGCCAUUUUUGGUGCCAUAAAGGUGUGCCCAUGAGCUCUAGGUUCAGAGAAAACUUCAAUCAUGAACAAGAGCAAGUAAUCAGUUCUACUGUUGCUGCUAUGAGAGUGCGUGGCGGAGAACCUAGAAUUAUCAUUCUGCAUGGCCCACCUGGCACAGGCAAGACUCACACAGUGGUUGGUGCGGUGACAGAGAUCCUUCAGCACAACAGCAAACAGACUGUGCUGAUUGUGGCACCGUCCAAUGCUGCAGUUGAUGAGAUUGGUCGUCGGCUUUUGGCUCACAGGCAGCGGCAGUACAGACAGAGAGUGCCUGCGGAACAGGUUUUGAAGGUAGUCCGAAUUGGCCAAAACAGCAUGGUCCAUGCAGAGGUUCGUGGGAUAUGUCUUGAUGAGCUGUUGCAAAAGAACAUUCAGAAGGAUGAGAUUGAACGGUGCAAAGAGUACGACCAGACCAUUUGUGCUUUAGAGAUUGAGGUGAAACGGUGCACUGACAAAAAGUGUCAGCUUGAAAAGUCUGCGUGUCAGGAUGUCAGAGCGUUUAGACGUCUUGAGUUUCAGAUAACACAUUUGCAGUCUCAGAUCCAGCAGGCUAAAGAGAAGAAAAAGCUCAUAACUGACAGCCAUUCCCGGCAGUUUCGUAAUGUUAAUGACAAGAAACUUGUAAUCCUUCGCAAUGCACAUGUCAUCCUUUCCACUCUAAACAGCUGCCGUAGCCGUCUUAUGGAAGAGGCUUUUGGCUGCAACAGUUCUCAUAACUUUUCAUGUGUUCUUCUUGAUGAAGCAACUCAGUGCACCGAAGUGGAAGCGCUCCUCGGCUUGCAGUACCGAACCAGCAGGCUGAUUCUUGUUGGUGAUCCCAUGCAGCUCCCUGCCACAGUUGUGUCGCAAGAUGCUGUCGAUCGUGGAUUCCAGGAGUCACUCUUUGAGCGCUUUUACAACUACCUAAAGCAAGAAGUUGACUCCAAGCCCAUCUUCACACUAAAUGAGCAGAGACGGAUGCAUUCAGAGAUUUGUCAGUUCCCAUCAAAGUACUUUUAUAAUGGGAAGCUUCGACCAGUUCUCGGGCUGGACGCCAAAUAUGCAUCAUUUCCAUUGACUCCAUACCUUGUGUUCAACAUUAAGGACAGCCCUGAGGUUAGCGAGGCCACUAGUACAUCAUGGUUGAAUCGUGGUGAAGCUGCCUUCGUUGCCCAUCUUUGCCUUGCUAUUUCCCAGCAUGUUGUGAAUGUGUCUCUCGGUAUUAUCACACCCUACCAGGCACAGAAGAGUGCUAUCAUCCAACAGCUUCAAGAGAGUUUCACACCAGGGGCAGCAACUUUUGAUGUUAAUACUGUGGAUGGCUUUCAAGGCCAGGAGAGGGAUGUCAUUGUACUGUCAUGUGUGCGUGCCCACAACCCAAGAGGCAACAUUGGUUUUGUUGCUGAUGCCCGGAGGCUGAAUGUUGCCAUCACAAGAGCCAGGAAAGCUUUGUAUAUCUGUGGACAUCUUGACUCCCUUAAGGACAGUGAGGAGUGGAGGGCAUUAAUUUCUGAUGCUUAUCAUCGUUCCAAAGUGAUGGACAUCUCUGCAGAAUGUUCUUCUGAUCAUCUUGCGGACAUAAUCAAGAAGCACCAUGUAACAGGACCAUGAUGAAAUUGAGGGCAUCAUAUGUAUGCUUUUGUUCAUACAUAUCUUGGAUGUGCACACGUGUUGUAGUAAGUGAAUGUAAAUGGCCAAAUUUUGUGUUUUUCUUAUGUAGGCCAACUAGGGCUUUCAAAGAUUGUAUAUGCAGGUUUCAUUUCAAUUUUAGUGGUUUGUUUUGUUGUGGUUGAUUUUGUUUCAUAGCAUCUGGCAUUUUGAUUAGCAUAUGCUGCGUCUCUUCAUAAUUGUCAUUGUCCUUCUGUUUAACUGACAGUGUUGCAUUCACUGAAGACGAUGGAAUAAGAAUUCAAGCCAUGCCUCAGAAUACAAAAUGACUACAUUGUUAGUUUUUGUGGUAUUGCUGUCACUUUUUUUUCAACCUGGAAUGCACAGUUUGCUACAUUUGUACGUUAAUGCACCUGUAAAUGAAAGUUGUUAAUAGUCACUUUUGAUAUGGUCACAGUUAUUUGUUCUGUUGGAACUCUUUCAUGCCGAAGCUUUUGACAUAUGCUGAUGACAGUCAACUUCAAUCACCACGUUCACAUGGAGAGCAAACUUCGUGGUGUAGUAGGGGUUGCAAGCUGAUGUUACACCGUGGCUCACAGAACUACAUGCUUUUCUUGUGGCUUUACUUCAUUACGUUAAUGAAGCUUCAUUUAUGAUGCA